AUGCCGCCUAGUCCAUUAACUGAUGGAACGCUGCCCGCGAAGACCUUACGUCGUGGGGCGGGCAAGAUUGCAGCCGCCCUCAGUGGGAAGCGCACGAUGGCCUCCCACAAUUACCACUGGCUAGAAGCUGUGUGCGUGCAGCAACGGCUGACAUUGCUAUCCCCCUGCGUAUCCUUGUACCUGGGCACCGCGGGCUUAUUUCGUGCUGUUCUGGCGGCAGAUGCGCCUGGCAUCCAGGCAGUGACAUCGGACAGCCAGACAAGAGGCAAGGCUGGAGUCCGCGGCGGUCUGACGAGACGCGAACAGCAGCAGAUACCGGCAUGCGCUGGCCUCGCUUCAUUUCAGAUCGACACCGUUGACGACUCGCAUGUGUCCAGGGCAGCCCCCAGAGGCCCUCAGUCGCGCGUAGGCAGCGAGCGGGCGAUGCGGUGGCAGGAGCCACCACGGACCGGCGCCGCCGCAGCGGAGUGUGGAGUUGCACAAUUCACUGAGGUGCCUGGCCGCGGCCCUGUUACUUAUGGGCAGCUUGCAAUCGAGACAUUGAGGGACUGGGCACAAGAAAUACACAGGCAGUGGGAAAGCCGGGAACGCUACGUUCAGUCCGCCAUCGGGCGGCGGAUGCUGGCCCAGAAAGAACCGCCGACAAGGAGUCAGCUGGAGAAAUGGGACAAGGAGAGCAGACGAAGGCAUGCCCAGUAUUCACUCACUCGAUUGAUACAGGCCACGAGGUCAAUGAAGCAGGCUGAAGAAAUCGAACAACGUCUCCUUGCAGCUGGAGUGCCAUUCACUAUAUCUGAGGAAACUAGCCCUAUGACACCCGGAUGUAACCAGAGGCAUUUUGAUGCUCCAGGCACAAAUACGGCAAGUACGAAAGGCACACUCUCCAAGCGAGGAGCGGCUGGCGCAUGCGCCGAAGGCUACAAUCUGUUUACCGCAGCUGGUCAGCGUAAAUGCCUGCAGCUCGCGCUCGAUAAAUCAAAGAGACAGGCAACUGCAUUAAAGCAGAAAUGGGAUUCAGAAGACGGCUUCGUUUCUCUGUUUGUUGCGGAGCGUCUGAAAAACCGAAUGUGUCUGAAUCCCAGUCAUCGGCAACUAACUAUGUGGCGCCAUCAAGCCAGAGCCACAUAUUCCCGAGAGAGGGCAAGAUCGAAAAUUACCAUUGCGAAUGUUGAAGGCAGAAUAGCAGCAGGCGUCCGGCUGCUUUCUCUCAUUUCGCCAGCCGACGAAGGACCCGAUCAAGGCGUGUCUGAAGAGGCGGGAGUUGUUGCGCGGCGCAAGAGGCACCACAGCGUUGAUGGUUCGCCGAAGGACACGGAGGGAGCCAUUAAGACCACAAGGCGCACUCCCACCAGCGCAACGCUAACGGUGUCUCGUUCGGAGAACGAGCGAAAUACGGCAGAGGAGCCAGUGCGCAUGCUGCGGGAGAGGAAUUUAAGUCCACAUCCAUCCCUGGUGCACAGUUGGGCUGUGAAAGCACGAAGGAUGUAUUCCUACAUUUCGCCAAUGCGUUUGCAAAGAGUCUCGGAACUGCGUGCUCAAGCUGAUGAAUUGGAGGCAAAGGCGCUGAAAGCUGGUUUAUUAUUAUCGAGCUUGGAGGAGACACCCGACGGCGAGCAUUACUCCACUCUACCGGGAAUAUCGACUACGUCCACCACCGGACAGGAAACAUUUGCAGAGCUGGCCAUCACCUAUCUACGGAAGGAAGCCGAAAGGCUGCGGUCUGUUUGGGACCACGGUAUAGAAUAUUUCGCGGCGCAGAAUACAGCAGAUCGCAUGGUGCGCGACGCGGACCCAAAUCCGACUUCAAGUACGUUGUACGACUGGAAUCGCAGAUCUAGAAGAGACUAUAGAAAGUUCGUGAAAAUAAGACUGAAAAAAGCCCAACAACUUGAAGCGCAAGCUUCAAAACUGGAGCAGGAGUUUCUUGCCCUAACAUCUACGUCGUCUAGCGAUGCAGCGCCAGCGUCAAGUGAUCCUUCAGUUCCAAGCCUCCGCCGCCGUGCCGCUGCCUGCGGAGGAGCCCCCCCACUUCCAACAGCUGUAACUGAGAGCCCUAGCGAAGACCAGUCGAGCCCGCCUGCAACAUCGUCCCUGUGGAUGGCUCCGGUAAACGCGCUUGAUUUGCGCCUCCAAGGGUGGCCGGCUGUGGAGGGGCGCGAAGGCACCCGUAAGGCGAGUCAGUCACCCAGAAGCUCUCAACCGCAGAAUCGAAAAGGCGAAUGCGUGACGGAGACGCUUCCGGCGAAAACAGUCGCACGAAGAGAACGUCAGAACGAGAGCCACCCGUUAGUGGAACGUGAAGGACGCAAAAGCCAGACCAAGGGAUCUGAAACAAAGGCUGCUGCAAAAAGGCAAUCUCACGGCAAUGAACACAUGCCAAAUAGAAGGCAAAAAGAGGGAGACAUGAACCUGCCGCCUCCGAGGGGAGUCACUAUCCACACUCAAGGUCAGGAUGACUGCUGUCCGGUCGAGAAGAUCUCAAAGUCUACGCUUCCUCAUGUGCCGCAACAGGAUGGCGCGUUCCCAAUCGAGUCCUCUUUGCAAAUACAGUGCGAGCGGCCCCAGGUCACGUCUGCAGUCGUGGCCGAUUUGCAACAAAGUGACGCAUUGCAGUCUGCCUCGACAAUGCCUCUGCCGAGUCCGCUUGAAAAACCGCGCGCCCUCACAGGCGUUCUCCCAACAGCUAUCACUUGCCCGCAGUCUGCCUGCUCGGCACCUGCACCCACUCGCAGCUGCUCUUCUCAGCACGCGGAGUCUCGAGUCGUGCAAGUGGCUGACGGGUUGAACCAGCUGACAGUUCCGUUAUCGCUGAACCCGGCCGUCCCUACAAGUCUGUUUGAACCGCUUCCGUCCUCUCAUUUGCCUUUGAAGAAACGGCGCCUUCGCGAUGCUCUGUGGCGUUAUGCAGAGCUCGCCUCAACCGAAGGGAAUCUCUCUCUUGAUGCUGCACCACCCUGCGGGGAUUCACCAAGCAGUUAA
Molecule: messenger RNA, 2979 nt
Organism: Besnoitia besnoiti
Lineage: Eukaryota; Apicomplexa; Conoidasida; Eucoccidiorida; Sarcocystidae
Exons: 8
Coding region: 1-2979 (992 amino acids)
Source: RefSeq, a predicted model, not a curated record